Schistosoma spindalis is the source of this 645-nucleotide messenger RNA. The record is from the annotation of a GenBank genome assembly. Lineage: Eukaryota; Metazoa; Platyhelminthes; Trematoda; Strigeidida; Schistosomatidae.
AUGAUCAUACUAUCAAUGAAAAGAAGGUACAAUCAUUUGUUGGUAUUACUAUCAUUGACAGUUUAUGUAUCUAGGCAAUCAACAGUUAGUUCGGCUGUAGAACGCGGUAAUGACUGUCCAGAAAGUCAACCUUGGCCUUGUCGAACACCUAGAAUAUGUCUAUCUUUUGAUUUUAUUUGUGACGGAGAACCAGAUUGUCCAGAUGAAUAUGAUGAGGAUCCUGAAAUGUGUACGGCGAAGUUAAGGCCAGCACAAGAACAUUUAGCUGGAUUUAUACAUCGUUAUCAAAAUUGGCUAGUACCAAAGUUUUUAGGAUAUGGAACGCCGGAAGAAUUAGCUGCCAAACUUGUUGAAAGUAAAACAGUAUCAGAUUAUGCAAGAGCAGCAAAAUUAAAUGAGACACAAUUAAAAAAUUUAAUUAAAUUAAUGGAAGGUGUAAAAUCUGGCAAAGAAAUGGAAUUAUUUUUAUUGGGUAUGCCAUUAGGUGCAUGGAGUGAAUUAUAUACGUUAUUUCAUCGUAUUUAUAUUAGUGGAUUUUUAGAUAAUUUAGAACCAGCUGAAAAUUUUCAAUCAUUAAAUCGACAACAAAAAGAAGAAUUUUGGAGAAAUCAUAUUUAUCAACAAGUUAAACGUUUUCUUUAUUAA